ACUGCCUCCAUCCGUGGUUCUUACAAAAUGGCGGUGGAUGCUUUACAGCGAAGUGUCUAGCGUCGUUCCAACAAAAGAAAUUUGUACAGAAGGCGUAAAUAUUUUUAAUUAGUGAUGUUGAAAAAAUUGUGAUAGUGAACACAAUGGCGGGUACAUUGAAUAAUGGGAUGUGCCGGUGUUGCGCUUCAGAAGGCUCUUUUAGAGACAUUUCUUCCAAAUAUGUUUGGAUGGGUGAAGAAGAGAUUUACGCUGAAAUGCUACGGGAAUGCUUCGAUAUCAAUUUGGUUAACGCAGAGAGUCAUGAUGGUGGCAUUUGCGAGGUCUGCAUCACGCAACUACGUAGCGCUGCCAACUUCAAGAAGCAAGUCCAGAUCACUGAAGAGCAGUUCAAGAAGAGAAUCAAUGAUAACAUGUUUAAAAAUAACAUAGUGAAAGUGGAAGUCAACAUGUUAGAUGAAGAUGACCACCAUUCAGAUAACAAUGACAACAACCUUUCAGACGACUUCUCCGGUCCAGAAUUUGAAGUGCCCGUGAAAACUGAAUCGGAGGAGGUUAAAGGCAAAAAACGCACCAGGGCCACAGCCGCGCGAACCAAGAAGGCGAAACUGAAAGGCGAGAACGAUAAUGCAGAAUCUUCUAAACGAACGGACGGAGAACCGCCCAAGCGCAGGAAAAAGAAAAAGAAAGGCGAUGAAAGCGCAACACCAGAGCGCGUAGAGCACAGGGUAAACUUAACCGCCAUCUUACAGUACUCCAACGCUAGCCCUUUCAGAGAUAAGACGAUCCGUGGUUUCUCCUGCCUCUACUGCGCCAAGUAUUUCCCUAGCAUCGACGAACUACGAACGCACACUGCACAACAAUCGGAAAAAGACAAACUCAACUCGAUGAUCGACUAUAAACUCAGCUACAACCCUAUAAAACUGGACAUAACUAACUUAAGGUGUACUAUGUGCGAUACGCAGAUGAAAGACUUGAGCGAUCUCAAAGACCAUCUGGUGGCGGUCCACAAUAAAUUCAUACACAAGAACAUUAAAGACAUAAUACUACCUUUUCGUUUGGAGAAUGGCCAGAAUUUUACGUGCGUCAUUUGCUCCGUAGUCCACAUAUCCUUCAAAAACCUCUACCACCACAUGAGCAGUCAUUACCGGAAUUAUUGUUGCAAGAAAUGCGGCGCUGGGUACAUUACUAUAGCGGCAUUGAGGAAACACGGGAAAACGCACGCUCAGGGUAUAUUCCCUUGCGAUUAUUGCGAUAAAACUUACACGUCCCUAACCAAGAAGAGGAAUCACGAAAAAGGCGUUCACACUGGUGGAUGGUUGCGUAACAAAUGCCCUCACUGUCCUCAAAUAUUCGUCAGCUACUACGACCGAAGCGAACAUCUAGUUAAAGAGCACAACGAAAAACCGAUAAUUUACCCUUGCAACGCAUGCAAUAAGACAUACAAGAAAAAGUUUGAACUCAACAGGCAUAUAAAACACCAUCAUUUGCAACAGAAGAGUUUUCUGUGCGACCAGUGCAACGCGAAGUUCUUUUCCAAGCGCGGCUUAGUGGAUCACUUAUCGAGGCAUACGGGCAGUGAAACGUUUGCCUGCGAUGUAUGCGGGAAGAGAUUUUUCCGAUUAAGAACUCUGAAAGAACACAUGAGGUUCCAUGAGGAUGAUAAGAGAUACCAAUGUGAAGUUUGCAUGAAGACUUUCACGCAGAAAUGCAGCUUGAAGAAUCAUCUCAAAUUGCACCAGGACAACUUAGACAUCUUCAAGGAGUUUGAGGAUGUGAAACAUUUGAUAGAUAAUAGAGAGAUGACCUUAAAUCAGAUUGCUAAUGAGAAUAAGAAGAAGAAGCAAGCGGAAAAGAUGAAAGAACAAUACAAAUUGUAGUCUAUUUCGUUACAAAAGUGAGAAAUGUUGCAAUAAGUAUGAAAAAUAAUAAUAAUGGAAAAUAUUUUAUGACAAGCAAACAAAAUGUUUUUGGAAUAUUUGUUGAAUUUCUGGUAUUAGGGCAAUUAAUUGUUAUUGAAUAUGAAAUGAUAUCGACGAAUAGAAAUAAAGAAUGAUUAUAAUAAUAUCAAUUAUUUGGUCCUUCCAAACUAAGCACAGCUCGUACUUUGAAAAUUAAAUAACGUAUAUAUUAUUUUACAAUUAACCAUGAAAAUUCAUAUAAAUUGAUAUGGAAGACGAACUCCACUAAAAUGUGGUUCCACGCAAACUGCAAUCAAGUGAGCGGAGCUUAAAAACUGCUAUCAUGGGAUUGGUUGGAACUUCCGUUUAACAUUAUUUUACCCCAUGAAUGGAUAGCCGAAUUCUUUUGCAGAUAUUUGAUUUGACGUUAGUUUUGAAGUUUAGUUGUAGGAGAUGGAACUAUGGUUAGCGGCCUUUAUAUGAGAAUAAUGCUUCCCUAUAAUUUCUAGUUCGUUGACGUUACUGAACAUUUAAUUUUCAUUUCUGAUUAUAAAGCUCCUGUUAUUUUUUAAGUCAUCGUGAAAUCCCGCUACUAAUAGAUAAAGCUUGAUGAUCUUUUUUAAACAACUAGAAUUUUAAUAGAGUAGUUAUCUUCAGUUCCACAAUAAAGUUGUAUCCAGUAAAGCAUGAACAUGGACAUAGAGAACGGUUGUACUGCGCGUUCCCAUGUCCAACUAUAAAGUAAAUCUGGGCAGAUAAGCAUAAUAAUAGUUCGUAUCGUUCUUUCUAUCCCUUUAAAGUUUGUAUGUUUGUUAUUCAAUCACGCAAAAAUACUGAACAGAUUUUAAUGAGAUUUAAUAUUCAUAGUUCAUGACCUAGAUUGAAAAAUGUCAGGUGCCUGUGGAAUUCUCAAAAAACUAAAUUUAAACGGAAGUCGCCGGCGGCUUCUAGUUUGUCAUAUUUACGCGAUUGUCGCUCCAUCCAUUCUCUAUGGGCAUGUCUACGGACAUAUACGAUCAUAAAUUCGGUUUCACGUAAAUUUUUAUGUAGCGUGACGCCUUUCGACUGACUGUGAUAAAAACUUCUAUGGGUCACUUUGCAUUCCCGUCGUUACAGGGAUGCGAAAAUUCUCGCUUCGAACUUACUAUAAUUGUUAUAUUUUCUACAAAUUAAACGCCACUAGUCAAUAUUGGAGGACCGUUAAUUAACAUGAACAGGCAGUAAGUAAUACCUAUUAAAUUUUAUCGAAUGAUCGUGAAUCUUAUCGAAGCAGACAAUAGCUCAAAAUCGAUCGAAAAAAUAUAUCAAUUUAUAUUUAUACCACUUAACAUCAGGUGGGGUAGAGUCAUUUGCCUCCCUGGCUAUAUAUAAAAAAAACAGUUUUGGAUAAUUUGACCUGUGGCAUCAAUGCAUGUAAUUGUUCGAGAAAAGUUUUGAAUCUUUUAAGUUUUUUAUUGAUAAAAUUGACAUAUUUAAAGCUAUAGAAUAUUGAUAUACAAUGGGGACCUGUAACUCUACCUUAAAGAUUUAUGAAUUUCAUAAAGUAUCAAAGUAUCAAAACAGAUCAUUCUAAAUAUUCACGAGUUUAAAAGUGUUUUGUAAAGCAACAUUUGAUAUUUCAAAGUUCGCCCGUAAACGCUAACUACCUGGACGUGAAUUUUAACUACACAUGAAAAAUUUUCGUAUUCUACAAAAACCAUAGACACCAUAUGCUCAGUACAAGUUCCCCAUCAAAAUAUAUUGCGCAUUAUAAUAGUUAUUUAUGAUAUUAGUGCGGUAAGUUGGUAAUUACAAACGAGUAGACGGAAGUCGAGGGUUUACCAUGGUCACGAGUUUGAAAAUACCAACCCACACGAAUAUCAUUCAACCUUUUUUCAACACAUUUGCGAGAAAAGAGUAUAAUUUUUAAAUAAUGAACCAAAACUUUUUCUAAUACGAAAAUGACACGCGUUUCCACAUUACGACACGUGCUAGUGAUGAAAAUUAGAACUACUUUUUUAUUUUUAGUAUUAAAGUGAGACAAACAUAAAUCAAAAACGCAUCCAAGGAGGUUCGAUCGAAAUUUAAAAAACCGUAAAGGAUACGCAUGGUGCCAUAUACCGGAGUGUGUGGUAAAUUUUUUACCACACGCUUUGUUGUAUGGUGCAUUUUUUUUGAGCUUACUAAAAAUGUACACAACCUCCGCAUAUGCAUUUUUUGAGCAAAUGUGUUGAAUAAGUAUUUUAAGUGAUCUAUUGUGUUAUGUAUAUUCAAAUGAUAUGAUCUGUUGACCACAUAAAUAGAUUAGUUUACCUACACCAUCAUCCUACUUUAGGUAGCGAUACACUAAUUUCUCGAUUGUUUUCGUCGGAAUCAUAAAAUUCGUGAUAUGAAAUAUGUAUAUUAUUACUAGAUAAAUAAAUUUAUUUGUAUUUUACAUGGAAACACCUUAAUACAUUUUCGCAAGUCAAUUUUACAUAUAAUUUUAUUGUGCUCUGCAAUCAUUAUUAAAAUUGUUUCAAUUUAAUAGUUUUAGCAACUGUAAUAUUGCCAUUCAAACCAUGUUAUAGUUUUAGCAACACUGUAUUAUUCAGAUGAUAAUGAUGUGUGUUUUAUAAUAAAAUUGCUAUAUUUAACAAUUUAAGAGUUUGAUUUACAUCUUUACAUCGGUAGGCAAUCAGAAAAGUUGUGUAUUGUCUUGUAUCUGUAAUAAGGCCGUUUAAUGAUUUUACGUUAGUACGAUAGUUUUAGGACGCUUAGAAACUUUCACUUUGAUUAAUUUUAAAACUAGUGUGUUAACACAACGUAAUUACGUUAUCCUCAGUUUUAUUUAUACUCUCCACUUAAGUUCAUUU
Chilo suppressalis (striped riceborer) is the source of this 4732-nucleotide messenger RNA. The record is from the annotation of a GenBank genome assembly. Lineage: Eukaryota; Metazoa; Arthropoda; Insecta; Lepidoptera; Crambidae.